Messenger RNA from Penicillium samsonianum, 1170 nucleotides. RefSeq lists its product as uncharacterized. The coding region runs from base 396 to 905 and encodes 169 amino acids. The transcript has 2 exons. NCBI's taxonomy places the organism in Eukaryota, Fungi, Ascomycota, Eurotiomycetes, Eurotiales, Aspergillaceae. The record is from RefSeq and is a predicted model, not a curated record.
GGUGAAGUUGCCCCAAAACCGUCCGGGUGCGCUUCAAGAGGAAACCACCACUCAUUCCAUUUUAUAUCAAAUUAUCUUUUUCACGGGCCUACAUUCGCCCCUCAACUAUCUUAAGUAAUUAUAUUCCUUAUUGUGAUCAGUCCGAGUGAUGAAACUGCCGCGGUCCGCCUGGACUUGGAGCGCAUUCCAGGUUGAUACGGCAUUGUUUAUGUACGGCGCUGUCUCGACUGUCGCCAUUCCCGUGGAGGCAAUCACAACACCAGCACCCAAGGUCAAAGAACCACGCCCUGUACAACGAUCCAAGUCUAAGAGAACAAGCCUGAAGAGGUCACUCUCCAAGAUCUUUUGAUUUGGGAAUUCGCUAUCCUCCCUUCCAGCCACAUUGGCACAUCGCUAUGAGUUUGCAUGGACUUGGGGUAAUUGGGGCCCAAGUGGCCGCAUCGAUCAAAAUUGCCGACGAGAAAAUCCCUACCACGCCUAAGAUCGCGCCCCCACGAUGUUCCAUUACAUCUUCGCCUGGGGCUCACAGCCAGGAGUUUGAUCCAUCGAUUGGUGCAAAGCCAUGCUCGCCUUUCUAUCCUCAUUCAAGCCCAACAAUCUCACACGAACAACUCACCUUCGAAACAAAGAAUGCCAAUCGGAGAAGCCAUAUGAGAGACAUCGAAAGCUUGGGCCCAUACGCGAGCUGCCGAACCGAUAGUCCCCGACGAUCGAAGUUGUGGGAGGAAGAGAACAAACCAUUGACAUGGUUGCAGAGCUUGAGUAACAAACAAAGAAUGGCACUGAAGGCAGUCGUGGCUGUGGUAACAGUGGGGACUAUGAUUGCGAUCGCGUUGGGAAUCACUGCGGCGGUGGGAGGAGCAGGUUGGAAAGCGAGUGCCGAAAAAACGGCAUCUGGGGGAUGAGUUCCGAUUACUAUUUUACAACUUUUGAUUCGGGGCGACAAGAAACCCGAUCAGCGUUAUGAUUCAAUUCCCAACUUCCCCGACCUAAAUUAGGUGACCCUGUUUGUUUCUUCUUUCUCUUGGAAGAUGCUACGGAGAGCUGGAGUUUAGGGGGAAGCAUCGGUUAUUCUUAAUUGGAGGUUAUCCUACUAGUCUACAGCAAUGGCAUGUCUUAUUCCGGCUUGAUCAGCAUCUGGCGAAUAUUGAAUUGGACAUGUCAUAGAGC